This is a messenger RNA of Perca fluviatilis (European perch), 840 nucleotides long. RefSeq lists its product as uncharacterized. Lineage: Eukaryota; Metazoa; Chordata; Actinopteri; Perciformes; Percidae. The record is from RefSeq and is a predicted model, not a curated record. The coding region runs from base 1 to 819 and encodes 272 amino acids. The transcript has 4 exons.
AUGCGAGUAGAGUCCAUGCGAGUAGAGUCCAUGCGAGUAGAGUCCAUGCGAGUAGAGUCCAUGCGAUGUCCCUGUAGCCGUAAGCGGGAAAGUGUCCCUUCGCAGAUUAACGUUAGCUUAGUCUCCGGUGUCCCUUGCUGGCCCACAGGUCCUGUGAAGGAGCUGGGGCUGCAGGGGAAAGUCUCCACCCACCAGAUGGCCAAGAAAUGGGACAAUCUGAAGAGGAGAUACAAGGAUCUGAAGUACCCUCCGGUUGGGAUGGAGAACGUAGCGGACAGCUCCUCCUCCUGGCCCUGGUUUCACCUGAUGAACGAAGCGAUGGAGGGUCGCCUGGCAACCAGCGCCCCUCUCCUCACCCCCGUAACCCAUGACGACGAGCAGUACCCCGACCCAGCCCCCAGACACCGGGCCCGGGCCACCGCUGCCGCCGUACCUCCACCUCCCACCUCCCACACCUCCUCUGACUACGCACAGGAGGUGUUCGCCGACAGCCGCAACGACAGUGGUGGAGCCCUAGGUGGAGGGGAGUCGAACCAGCGUUUGGCGGAGGCCUGCGACGGCGCGCUGGAGCGCGAGUGGGAGAUGGUGGAGAGGGAGCGCGCGGCGCUGGAGCGCGAGCGUGAGAUGGUGGACCGAGACCGCGCGGCGCUGGAGCGCGAGAGGGCGGCCGUGCAGGCCGAGAGGCUGUGGCUGGAGAGGGAGCGGGCGGCCGUGGAGCGCGACCGAGCCAUGGUGGAGCAAGAGCGAGCCGCGCUGGACCAGAGGGCGCUGAUGAUGAACUCUGUGGGGCACGCCGGACACCUCAACGCACUCAUGUAGGCGCGGGCGCGCCGAGGCCGG